Molecule: messenger RNA, 594 nt
Organism: Clonostachys solani
Lineage: Eukaryota; Fungi; Ascomycota; Sordariomycetes; Hypocreales; Bionectriaceae
Source: the annotation of a GenBank genome assembly
AUGCCUACUUCGCAUGGAGUCAAGAAGCGACUCUAUCUCUCCCACCCGGAGCCUGACGUCGCAGUCGUCCGCAGGAGCGUCACCCGCUUCAUACCGCCCGAAAGGAGACCGUCCCCCCCUCCCAAGUUCGUGAGGCCAGCUCCUCUACCACCGCCGCCGCCGCCAGUUCAGAAGCCCGCCCCGCUUCCACCUCCACCUCCGCCCGUGGUAGCUCCCCCGGUGUUUGUUCUCCCACCACCGCCACCACCCCCUCCUCCGCCGCCUCCUCCUCAGCCAAAGCCUGAGAAGAUCGAAAUCGAUGUCAUCUCUGUCGAUGUGGAUCCUCCCAAACCGAGGAGGAAGAGAAGCCGGUCCCGGAGCAAGCGCAGAUCCCCACGAGAGUCCCGGGAGCUCGAGAGGGUCAUCGAGAGAGACCACUUCAUCCCUGUGCCGUACCCCGUCGAGGUCGAGCCCCAGUACGACACUUUCCGUUACGUAGAAGGGCCGAGACGGUACGAGCAUUCCCCAUCGCCGCCACCGCCGCCCAGGAGGGCGAUAGAGGAAGACACGCGGAUAAGGAUCUCGGACCGUGAAAAGUUCCGUGAGCGCUGGUAG